UCCCCUCCAUCCCUCCAUCUCUCCAUCCCUCCAUCUCUCGCGCUGGCUCAGGGACUGCACUGCUGCAGCUGAAUGAAACCGAUCCAGGUAUUUCUUCUCCUCUCUGCUGCUAAAAAACUCUCUCCAGGCUGCUUUAAGAGCUCGUGACGGGGUCGUGGACGCUCCGGGGUGCACGAUCUCACGGUACUGCAGGGGCUUUCGGUGGUGGAGGUGGUGGUGUAGUGGUGGUGGUGGUGACCUUCCCCGGCCGUUUGCAGUCAUUGUGCGCGUGUGCGUAACUGUGCAUGCACAUGAGCAUAAAAGAGAGAGAUGAAAUUUAAAGGGGGCGGGUGGUGAAGGGGGAGGUUGAGGUGGGAGGUGUGUCGGAGAGGGGAGACAUUUUUUUUUUUGUGAAUGGAGCUCCACAUCCUUUUGGCGCGAGCGCGCGCGCGCUGGCAGCUCCGCUCCGGCUCGGCUGAGCUAAAAUUAGUCUCGUGCCGGAUUCUUGUGUCUGCGUGCGGCGACGGUGUUUGCAGCAUAUGUGGAGCAGGAUCCGAAUUAACGAGGGUCUCUGAAUGCAAACUGGCACUCACGUCUGGGCACGCGCUUCAUCCACGCCACCGGUGAAUAGGACAGCAGCUUUACCGCCGCGCCGUGCUGUGCCGUGCCGUGCCGUGCCCCAGGACGUCAUGCACCAUUUUUAGAGAUGCUCUAAAAAUAGAAUAGUGUUGAUGAUGGUUUUAUUGAACAUCUUCAGUAUCUGGAGUCCUAUCGCUAUGAUUCUCUCCCUGGCUGCCGUAGCAGCCAUGAGUAGCGGCAGCGGCAGCAGUCUCAACUCCUCCUCCUCCCUCGACCCCUUCGACUCCUCCACCUCCUGGAGCCUCGCGGAGGACCCUUCCAACUCCUCCUCCGAACCUGUCAUACGAACUCUGACCCCUGACCUCCAACCGGCGACCACAGCUGUCGCUCUCCAGGAAGUCAACCCCUGGGAUAUCGCGCUCUGCGUGACCGGGACGCUUAUCUCCUGCGAGAACGCGCUGGUGAUCGCUGUGCUGUUCUACACGCCGACGCUCCGCGCCCCGAUGUUCAUCUUGAUCGGGUCGCUGGCGGUGGCGGAUCUUCUCGCCGGCCUGGGCCUCAUCUUGAACUUUGUCUUCACCUAUUUGAUUGACAGCUCUGUGGAGUUUGUGACGCUUUUGUCCGUCGGACUGCUCAUCUCGGCCUUCUCGGCGUCCGUCCUCAACAUUCUCGCCAUCACGGUGGACCGUUACCUGUCGCUGUACAACGCCCUGACCUACCACACUGAGCGGACGGUCACCUUCACCUAUGUGAUGGUGGUCUUCAUCUGGGUGUCAUGCCUCGCGCUCGGCUUGCUGCCAGCGCUCGGCUGGAACUGUCUGAGGGAUGAGUCCACGUGCAGCAUCUGCCGGCCCGUCACCAAAAUCAACGCCGUGGGACUCGCCGUCACCUUCCUCCUCGUCUUCGCCCUCAUGAUGCAGCUCUACCUGCAGAUCUGCAAGAUCGCCUUCCGCCACGCCCAGCAGAUCGCCGUGCAGCACCAGUUCGUGGCCAUCUCCACCACCAAAGGUGUUUCCACACUGUCGGCCAUCCUGUGUGCCUUCGGGGUGUGCUGGUUGCCGUUCGCCAUGUACUCCAUCGUGGCCGACUCCAGCUACCCCGUAAUAUACACCUACGCCACAGUCCUCCCGGCCACCUGUUGCUCUGUGAUCAACCCCAUCAUCUAUGCGUUCCGAAACCCAGACAUCCAGAAGUCGCUGUGGAUGGCGUGUUGCGGGUGCGUCCCGUCCAACCUCUCUCUCAGACCCAGGACCUCCAGUGACGUGUAGCAGCGAAGGUUGGUUUCUGUCUGGUGUGAUGCUCGACGCUGAGUCAGGAUUGUAGGAUGGGAGAAAGAGAUCAGGAGAUGAAAGUUUGAAGGUCAUGUCAGAGGAAAGAGAUUUCCUCUACUCUUCAUAUUAGGGCUGGUAGGCUGAUGGCAAACGUACGGGUCGCCACAGUAAAAGUGGCGCUGGAACAUGGCGAAGGGAGGACAGUGCAUGGUCAAAAAAAAGAUAGAGCUAAUAAAGAUCAUGUGGCUUGGAGAAAACCAACAGGAGGUGAAACCAACUGCAAAAACCGGAUUAAGGUGUCCGGAGGAGGCGGAGGGUGCGACCUCAUUUCGGGUGCGAGAAGCGAGGCCUGCUUCUCAAGAGUAGCAUAUAUGUGGCGGCGGAUUUAGGAAGAAACAUCCUAAACUCUCCAUAGGACCUGAGCUUGGGCAGCACUGCAUGGUUAUGCAAUCAGACGGAGUGAAACAGUCUUAAAAUACUGUGUUUGAAAUGAAGUGGAUAAAAAUACAACAAGCUAAAUAUACACAACGAAUGACCUUGAGUAUUCUCAAAGAAUUAUCUUUGCAGUCAAACAAGAAUUUUUCCUCCCUUGAAACACAUUUUAAUGUUCCCUUGAUCUGAUGCAGAUUAGUGAGUUUAUAGACAGAGAGGGUGCAACGAUAAUGAACUCUUAUGUGCUGAGAUUAGAUGAUCAUUAACGCUGCUAGCCUGCCAACGCCCGUUUUCCUAAUGCCAACAGCACAAUGUGCAAUUUGUCAAACAUGUUUCAACGCAUGAAGUUGGUGAGAAAUUACCUCCUCAAACAUUCAGAUCUAAAGGCUCCUAAUGCAUAGAUAGAACCCCGUCAAAACCUAGAGAGGGAUUUCCACAUUUGUGCUGUCCUUGAUGUGAUGAAAUCAACUCUGAGAAAAACGGGUUUUCUCAGGCAGCCGCUGCGCCGUGACUGUGAAGCAGAGCGAGCUGGAUUCAGCACCAAGGACAGCGCCACUGCAGAGCGCUGCCUGCCACCCUGGGAAUGCUCUCUGCUGCGGGGGGAGAGCACUGGAAAGUAGGCUACGCUGUUCUCUACACCAUCUUGAUAGGGAAUGUGAGAGAGGGGCUUUAAAGGGUCAUUCCAGCAUGAUUGGAGUUUCAUUGCUCAUUUGCCACACAUUCAGUGUUGAUUGACUGAUAGUUAAAGGUAUUUUAAAAUGCUUUUUGCUAUAACUUUCACUAUCAUUCGUGUGAUUCAGUCCUGAAAAGACUAGGUUAAUGUUGUGUCUAAUUUGGCCAGUAAAGGUGGUGUAUCACUGAUGGUACAUGUCCACGGGGGCGUUUUUAAUCGCGAGGGAUCGCCUUGUUUCCCAACAGUGGACGGUUGAUGGGCUGCCACGAGACACAAGGCACCUGAUUGGACGAAUGCUUUCCCUCGCGGGCUGCUACUCGUUUGGAAUCUUUCUUCUCCUAUAUCAUAAAAAUAGUUCACUGAAAAGUGUUUCUGAAAAAAUUGUAUGCAAGAAAUAAUCCAUGCAGUUGCUGAAUCUCUUUAUUUUGGAACGACAACAUUUAGUGUAAAAGUUUCUCGGGAGUUUCCAGAGGAGGCGAGUCGCGCUGCUCAACCCUGAUUUGCAUAAAGUAGCCUAGACCUCAACGUUAUGCAAAUGAGGAGCAGCCAACAUGACGCCCCGUGCAUUGCACGGGGCCUUACAUAGAAAAUGAAUGGGAAACAUGGAAAGGACGGAGGCUGUGGACCACCAGGAGUCACUUCAAAGUGUAGCCAAUGUCAAACAAAAUGCUUUCACCAGCUAUCAUAAGUGAGAUUAAAGGUGCUAUUGAUAACAACUAGAUGUUGCAUUCUCCCUCCCCCGUUCUAUUGCAUUUACUUCACAACAAGCCGUUGCCGGACACUCACCGU
This is a messenger RNA of Sebastes umbrosus (honeycomb rockfish), 3723 nucleotides long. RefSeq names its product G protein-coupled receptor 185 b (gene gpr185b). Gene Ontology annotation, molecular function: G protein-coupled receptor activity. The record is from RefSeq and is a predicted model, not a curated record. The transcript is spliced from 2 exons. Gene Ontology annotation, biological process: G protein-coupled receptor signaling pathway. Lineage: Eukaryota; Metazoa; Chordata; Actinopteri; Perciformes; Sebastidae. Bases 711 to 1826 code for a protein of 371 amino acids. Gene Ontology annotation, cellular component: membrane.